Messenger RNA from Laetiporus sulphureus 93-53, 705 nucleotides. RefSeq lists its product as uncharacterized. The transcript is spliced from 4 exons. The record is from RefSeq and is a predicted model, not a curated record. The annotation marks the transcript as partial. Lineage: Eukaryota; Fungi; Basidiomycota; Agaricomycetes; Polyporales; Laetiporaceae.
AUGACAUCAUACUCUCAGACUUUGCCGCAAGCGCAUAGAGAAAAGCGUUCACGCUCGCAUGCACCAUUUUCUCUCAGGGAGCAGCGGCAGCACCAGCGGCAUGAGCAGUUCGUAUCAAACGUGAACUUUGACGAGUUCACGCCUCCGACCAAGGAGCAGAUGAGAUACGCCAGCUCGCUGUGCGUUGUAGCGCAGAAUGGCCUGCGGAUUCAGUUCGGCGAGCUGAUCAGGGACAGGAGGACGAUUGUCUGCUUCAUUAGGCAUUUCUGGUGUGCUGCUGAUCAGGAUUACAUGUACCACAUCGCAUGCAAUGUCGAAAUGGAGGCGUUGCGGCGUGCAGAUUGUGAUCUCAUUGUUAUUGGAGUAGGCUCGCCGGCGAUGAUCAAGUCGUAUCGGAAUAUUUUCCGUAUGCCUUUCGAAUUCUUUACCGAUCCGACCCUUCGUUUGCAUGAGGCGCUCGGUAUGACUCGAAAGACGCAGGAUGCGGGGCCAGACAUCGAGAAGGGAGAGUACAUUCGUCAUGGGCCCCUCGGCGGUUUGGCAAUGGUGGUCAGGAACGCCAUACGAGUCGCCAUGCCUGUAUGGGAAAAGGGCGGAGACGUAACGCAGCUUGGCGGCGAGUUCGUAUUCAGCCCAGGUCCAUCCUGUCUGCACGCUCAUCGCAUGACCACUACUCGGUCGCAUGCUUCCAUACUCCACUCACUG